AUGACAGAAGAAGAUAGAAAGCUCACUGUAGAGACAGAAACAGUUGAGGCACCCGUGGCAAAUAAUCUUUUAUUGUCGAAUAACAGUAAUGUAGUAGCACCUAAUCCUUCUAUUCCCUCUGCCUCCACAUCUACCUCUCCGCUACACAGGGAAAUAGUUGAUGAUUCUGUCGCUACUGCUAACACCACCAGCAACGUUGUACAGCAUAAUUUGCCCACCAUAGAUAACAAUUUAAUGGAUUCCGAUGCCACGUCACAUAAUCAAGAUCAUUGGCAUUCAGACAUAAACAGGGCAGGAACAUCAAUGUCAACGAGUGAUAUCCCAACAGAUUUACAUUUAGAACAUAUCGGCUCUGUUUCAUCAACUAAUAAUAAUAGUAACAAUGCCCUAAUCAACCACAACCCUCUGUCAUCUCAUCUUUCCAAUCCGUCAUCUUCAUUACGAAACAAGAAGAGCUCUUUGUUGGUAGCUUCUAACCCUGCGUUUGCUUCAGAUGUUGAACUCUCGAAGAAGAAACCUGCCGUCAUCUCCAAUAAUAUGCCUACAAGUAACAUUGCCCUUUAUCAAACAGCGAGAUCGGCGAAUAUUCAUGGUCCAUCAUCAACUUCCGCAUCUAAAGCGUUCAGAAAGGCUUCGGCCUUCUCCAAUAACACGGCACCCAGCACUAGUAAUAACAUCGGCUCGAAUACACCUCCAGCUCCUCUUUUACCUCUACCUUCACUAUCACAACAAAAUAAGCCAAAAAUAAUAGAGAGGCCCACAAUGCACGUCACUAAUUCAAGAGAAAUACUUUUAGGUGAAAACCUGUUAGAUGAUACAAAGGCGAAGAAUGCUCCCGCGAAUUCAACCACACACGAUAAUGGUCCAGUAGCAAAUGAUGGGCUGCGUAUACCGAAUCACUCGAACGCAGAUGAUAAUGAAAAUAACAACAAAAUGAAGAAGAAUAAAAACAUUAAUAGUGGGAAAAAUGAACGUAAUGAUGACACCAGCAAAAUAUGCACUACAUCUACUAAAACAGCGCCUUCAACCGCACCUUUGGGCAGUACAGACAAUACUCAGGCUCUCACUGCUAGUGUCUCCAGCAGUAAUGCUGACAAUCACAAUAAUAACAAGAAGAAAACCAGCAGCAACAACAACGGCAAUAACAGUAAUAGUGCAUCCAAUAAAACCAAUGCCGAUAUCAAGAAUUCUAACGCCGACUUGAGCGCUUCUACCUCUAACAAUAAUGCAAUAAAUGACGACUCACAUGAGAGUAAUUCAGAAAAACCAACAAAGGCGGAUUUUUUCGCUGCAAGGCUGGCUACAGCUGUAGGUGAAAAUGAAAUUAGUGAUUCUGAGGAAACAUUUGUUUAUGAAUCGGCAGCUAAUUCGACUAAAAACCUAAUAUUUCCUGACUCCUCCAGCCAGCAGCAGCAGCAGCAACAGCAACCUCCAAAACAACAGCAACAGCAACAAAAUCAUGGAAUAACCUCAAAGAUAAGCGCCCCAUUGCUAAACAAUAACAAAAAAUUAUUAAGCCGACUGAAAAAUUCAAGACAUAUUAGCACUGGUGCCAUAUUGAAUAACACAAUCGCGACUAUAAGCACAAAUCCGAACUUGAAUUCUAAUGUGAUGCAGAACAAUAACAAUCUGAUGUCGGGACACAAUCACCUGGACGAGUUGAGCAGUAUAAAACAGGAGCCACCGCAUCAAUUGCAGCAGCAGCAACCACCAAUGGAUGUACAAUCGGUAGAUUCGUAUACCUCUGACAACCCAGACAGCAAUGUUAUUGCCAAGUCGCCUGAUAAGAGGUCAAGCUUAGUAUCCCUAUCUAAAGUUUCUCCACAUUUACUUUCAUCCACAUCAAGCAACGGUAACACAAUAUCGUGUCCCAAUGUUGCCACAAAUUCGCAGGAAUUGGAACCAAACAAUGAUAUUUCAACGAAGAAAUCUCUUUCCAAUUCUACUUUGAGACAUUCCUCUGCUAAUAGAAAUUCUAAUUAUGGUGACAACAAAAGGCCUCUUAGAACAACAGUGUCAAAGAUAUUUGAUUCAAACCCUAAUGGAGCUCCUUUACGGAGAUACUCUGGGGUACCGGAUCACGUUAAUCUAGAAGAUUACAUCGAACAGCCGCAUAAUUAUCCAACAAUGCAAAAUAGUGUGAAAAAGGAUGAAUUUUAUAACAGCAGGAACAAUAAGUUUCCCCAUGGUUUAAACUUUUAUGGUGAUAACAAUGUUAUUGAAGAGGAAAAUAAUGGUGACUCGUCUAAUGUAAAUCGACCGCAACACACUAACCUUCAGCAUGAGUUUAUUCCAGAAGAUAACGAAAGUGAUGAAAACGAUAUUCACUCCAUGUUUUAUUAUAAUCAUAAGAACGAUUUAGAAACAAAACCGCUAAUAUCCGAUUAUGGUGAAGAUGAAGACGUAGAUGAUUAUGAUCGCCCAAAUGCUACUUUCAACAGUUACUAUGGCUCAGCAUCCAACACGCACGAACUUCCAUUACAUGGAAGGAUGCCUUCAAGAUCAAAUAAUGAUUACUACGAUUUUAUGGUUGGCAACAAUACUGGCAAUAACAACCAAUUGAAUGAAUAUACCCCCUUAAGAAUGAAACGUGGUCAAAGACACCUAUCAAGAACAAACAAUAGCAUAAUGAAUGGUAGCAUCCAUAUGAAUGGUAACGAUGACGUUACCCAUUCCAAUAUCAAUAAUAACGAUAUUGUUGGUUACUCACCGCACAACUUUUACUCAAGGAAGUCCCCAUUUGUGAAAGUAAAGAAUUUUCUUUAUCUUGCAUUUGUUAUAUCAUCACUAUUGAUGACAGGAUUCAUUCUGGGAUUUUUAUUGGCCACUAAUAAAGAACUACAAGAUGUAGACGUGGUAGUGAUGGAUAAUGUGAUUUCAAGUUCGGACGAGUUGAUCUUCGACAUCACAGUAAGUGCUUUUAAUCCAGGAUUCUUCAGUAUAAGCGUUUCCCAAGUCGAUUUGGACAUUUUUGCAAAAAGUUCUUACCUGAAGUGCGAUUCUAAUGGUGACUGUACAGUAAUGGAACAGGAACGGAAAAUUUUACAAAUAACGACAAAUCUUUCGUUAGUUGAAGAGAGUGCUAAUAAUGAUAUUAGUGGUGGGAACAUAGAGACGGUAUUACUAGGAACCGCUAAAAAACUAGAGACACCAUUAAAGUUCCAGGGCGGCGCAUUUAAUAGGAACUACGAUGUGUCAGUCUCGAGUGUCAAGCUUUUAAGUCCUGGGUCUCGUGAAGCCAAGCACGAAAACGACGAUGAUGACGAUGAUGAUGGCGACGAUGGUGACGAUGAAAACAAUACUAAUGAAAGACAAUACAAAAGCAAACCAAAUGCUAGAGAUGACAAAGAAGAUGAUACUAAAAAAUGGAAGCUACUAAUCAAGCAUGAUUACGAAUUGAUAGUCCGUGGAAGCAUGAAGUAUGAGGUGCCCUUUUUCAAUACGCAAAAAUCUACGGCUAUUCAAAAGGAUUCCAUGGUCCAUCCUGGUAAGAAGUGA
This is a messenger RNA of Saccharomyces cerevisiae S288C, 3498 nucleotides long. RefSeq names its product Vac7p (gene VAC7). Gene Ontology annotation, cellular component: vacuolar membrane. The record is from RefSeq and is marked reviewed. The transcript has a single exon. NCBI's taxonomy places the organism in Eukaryota, Fungi, Ascomycota, Saccharomycetes, Saccharomycetales, Saccharomycetaceae. The coding region runs from base 1 to 3498 and encodes 1165 amino acids.